CAUAGCAAAAAUGUAUGUAAAAGUUAAAAAAAUAAAAACCUGCAUCUUCCCUCCUCUGUCUCUCACUGUCUCUCUUUAAUUUUUAAUUUCGAAUUUAGUCAUCCAAUGAGUUAAGGAUUCCCUGCUGUGCUGUGGCUGUGGCUGUGGCGCUGUGAGUUUGUGCUUUCCCUCAUCCAUCCAUCCAUCCAUCCUCGCUCCUUACUGUCAAAUCUUUGUUUCUUAGCCUUUUCCUCUUCUAACCCUAACUUUCCCCUCUCUCUUCUCUUCUACAUUCCUUCUUUCAUUUCAUCAUAGCAUCGCAUUCUUCCGUUUUAGAUUUUCGAUAUGGUGGUUCAAUCGCCGCAUUCGCUCCAGAGUUCUGUCCCUACGCCUAAUAACGGAACCAAAAGGGUCCAGAUUCUGGUAAAAGAGAAUGGUUCGGCUGUCACGGACAACGUCGCCGGACAACGGAGAGCCAGUGCCAGAUUACAAGCCGCCAAACAGAAAGCUGAGAUGGAGCUUUUGGCAAAGCGGAAACUGGAGCUUCUGAAUGAAGAUGUUGGACGUAGCACCAAAAAAGUUAAUGUGGAUGCUGAAAAGCUAAAGCCAAAGCUACAACCUGCUCAAACCGUGAUCCAACAGCUUCCUGAGAUUUCAUCACUCCCUGCUGACCCUAAAAUCAACAAGAAAGUGGCGAAAAUGGUGGAACGAGCGGCCAAAAUUGCAGAGGGGCUUGACGGUACCAAUGCUCCCAAUGUUGCCGAGAAAAGUGCACAUAUGAAGGUCAAGGAGACUAUAAGGCUGUUCAACAAGCACUAUCUUCACUUUGUUCAGGAAGAGGAAAAGAGGUGCGGAGCAGCUAAAGUUGACAAGAAAGCCCUCAAGGCCAAGAAGAAGGCCAAUAGAGGAAGUGUUUCUGAGGCUGAUGUUAAGGCCAAAGCUAAGCGACCUGACUUGAAGGCAAUAUCGAAGAUGAUGGAGAGAAAUGAGGUGCUUUAUCCUGAGAAAAGGAUAGGUAGCAUUCCAGGCAUUGAUGUUGGUCAUCGGUUUUAUUCACGUGCUGAAAUGGUUGCGGUUGGUUUUCAUAGCCACUGGUUGAAUGGUAUUGAUUAUAUGGGACAGUCCUACAAGAAAGGGGAGUAUGAACACUAUAUAUUCCCGCUUGCAGUAGCUAUAGUUUUAUCUGGCAUGUAUGAGGAUGAUUUAGAUAAUGCUGAAGAUGUUGUUUACACUGGACAAGGAGGACAUGACCUAACUGGUAAUAAACGACAAAUUCGAGAUCAAGUUUUGGAACGUGGUAAUCUGGCACUGAAGAACUGUGUGGACCUUGGGGUGACUGUCAGAGUAGUUCGAGGUCAUGAAUGUGCUAAUAGUUACUCUGGGAAAGUUUAUACAUAUGAUGGAUUGUACAAGGUUGUUCACUACUGGGCAGAGAAGGGUAUUUCUGGGUUCACUGUUUUCAAAUAUAGAUUGAGGCGGCUUGAGGGGCAACCAACAUUGACAACUAGCCAGGUUCAUUUUACCUAUGGCCGUGUUCCCCAGUGUCCGUCAGAAAUUCGCGGGCUGGUGUGUGAGGACAUAAGUGGUGGUCAAGAAGUGGUUCCUAUUCCAGCUACUAAUUUGGUUGAUGAUCCACCUGUUGCACCAACAGGUUACCAGUAUAGCAAGUCAAUGAAAUUUGCACGAAAUAUAAAGCUUCCUGCUAAUGCUGCUGGAUGUGAUUGCAAGGGGCUUUGCUGGGAUCCCAAAACUUGUGCAUGUGCAAGGCUUAAUGGUUCUGAUUUUCCUUAUGUGCACCGUGAUGGUGGCAGGUUAAUUGAAGCCAAACAUGUUGUUUUUGAAUGUGGUCCAAAAUGUGGCUGUGAUCCAAGUUGUGUAAAUCGUACAUCUCAGAGAGGAUUGAAAUAUCGACUUGAGGUCUUCUGUACUCCGAAGAAAGGAUGGGCCGUUAGAUCUUGGGAUUUUAUACCUGCUGGUGCCCCUGUUUGUGAAUAUAUUGGAGUGCUCACGAGGACAGAAGAGCUGGAUAAUGUCUCUGAGAAUAAUUACAUUUUUGACAUUGAUUGCUUGCAAACUAUGAGGGGGCUCGGUGGCAGAGAGAGGCGGCAACUAGAUGCAUCCUUGCCAAUGAUCCAGAACAUGGACAAAAUUGACGAACAGAGAUCAGACAGUGUGCCAGAGUUCUGCAUUGAUGCUGCUUCUAUUGGAAAUGUUGCAAGAUUUAUCAAUCAUAGCUGUGAGCCUAACCUCUUUAUCCAGUGUGUCCUGAGUGCACAUCAAGAUAUUAAACUAGCUCGAGUAAUGCUCUUUGCAGCAGACAGCAUUCCUCCUUUGCAGGAGCUGACGUAUGACUAUGGGUAUGCCCUUGAUAGCGUUCAUGGUCCUGAUGGGAAGGUAAAAAAGAUGGCAUGCUACUGUGGAGCAGAAGGCUGCAGGAAGCGCCUAUUCUAGGUCCUGAAGUCGCUUUAAUUUCUAUCUGCCUGAUUUGUUCAUGUCAACUUUUCCUUACAAAUGAUGGGCAAACAUGUAGGUUUUGUUGCGUUUUGUAUAUGGCCAGCUGUUGCUGGUUGUUACAUCUGUCUUUUCUAUGUUGUUGCAAGUGUAGAAAUCUUGUAUCCUAUAUGAGGAAGUACAGUAUGUACUGAUUCUAAUAGGUCAGAGCUCAAGGGAAUUUUAAUGAAAAAAGAGAAAAAAAACAACUUUUUUUGCUCAA
Gossypium raimondii (Peruvian cotton) is the source of this 2692-nucleotide messenger RNA. RefSeq names its product histone-lysine N-methyltransferase, H3 lysine-9 specific SUVH4. Bases 325 to 2430 code for a protein of 701 amino acids. Gene Ontology annotation, molecular function: histone methyltransferase activity; protein binding; zinc ion binding. Gene Ontology annotation, cellular component: nucleus. The record is from RefSeq and is a predicted model, not a curated record. The transcript is spliced from 15 exons. Lineage: Eukaryota; Viridiplantae; Streptophyta; Magnoliopsida; Malvales; Malvaceae.